GAAUUUUUCGUUGCGUCGUCUCCAUUUUGCAGUGCAGCAGGCCGCAUUGAAAAAUUUUUAAUGUGCGAAAAAAGUUUAUUACUGAUAUAAUAAAGUAAAAAUAUGUGGAGUUAAGAGAUUAAACGUUGUGGAAAUAUAUUAAAUAAGUUUAUUAUACUGAGUUGAUAACGUUUGAGGUUAGUUUGUGUGCUAAAAUAACGAAUGUGGUUACUUACCCCCGCCUCCUGUUUUUUUCUGUUCAAAACGCUGAAUUUUACGCUUGCCGCCGUGUGCGUAUCUGAAACCCCAGUUGCCGGGCGCAACUUUUUCCGUGUGGCAGAAACAACUAAUUGAGAGUAAUUAAGAACAAGGUAUAUAACUACUAUAACUGAACCAAAUCCAUUAAAGGAAGAUUUUGAAACACUGUCAUGACGUGAAGGUGCUUAUUUGUGGAUAUUUAAAAAAAAUUGUAAGCCACUCGCAACUGUUAAAAAAAAAACUGCUUAAAAAUGAUGUUCACGGGCACCACCCAACAGCAGGACACUCGCUUCAGCGACAAGGAGAAGAAAUUAAUGAAGCAAAUGAAGUUUGGAGACUGUUUAAAUAAACGUGUGGAUAUGUCCAAGGUGAAACUAGAUGUGUUGCGGCCAUGGAUCAGCAAAAAAAUCACGGAUAUUUUACACAUCGAAGACGAUGUUGUGGUUGAAUUUGUUUACAAUCAGUUGGAGGAAGAAAAAUUUCCUUGCCCAAAGAAGAUGCAAAUAAAUAUGACAGGAUUUCUAAAUGGAAAAAAUGCACGACAGUUUAUGGGUGAAUUAUGGUCUUUAUUACUAUCUGCACAAGAGAGCGAGAGUGGAAUCCCUGCCGAGUUUAUUCAGCAAAAGAAAGAUGAGAUACUUAAGAGGGAAGAGCAACAACGUCAAAAUGAUCGUUCGCGUUCACGCGAUAGGGAUAGAGACAGGGAUCGCGAUAGGGAUAAUGAACGCGAUCGGGAUCGCGAUCGUGACAGACGCACCGGUAGAGAUCGUUCUAACGACGGACAACGCGAUGAAAUGAGUCAACGUGAGCAGCAGUUACCACCAAGUACAUUGAGCGCUAUCGAGCAGGUUAGGUCACAAUUAUCAGCUAAAUCUAGAUCGAAUUCGGCUGAAGAAACUAAUUUAGGUAAUGUUUCCCAAAGCAAGCAAUUUGAGGGGGGUAAUUCAGCCGGUGUGAAUGCUGCGGCAGCAGCAGCUGCAGCUUUACUGCGCGAUCGUUCCAGGUCACCAAAUGCUAGUGCAAGAUCUGCAGCAGCAGAAGCGGCCGCAUCAAAAAUACGCAAUCGAUCACCAAGAAAACGCUCCAGAGAUAGAUCAGUGGUGCGAAAAUCAUCUCGUGAGCGCAAUUUGUCACCGCAGAGACGGCGCAAUUCUCCCAGAGAUAGAAGGCGAUUAUCGCGUUCACCGAGGCGAAGAUCAUCUGGCGGAGAUCGUCGUCGUCGUCGCAGCACUCGUAGUCGUUCCAGGGAUCGUAGUGUUAGACGGCCACCAAGCAAGAAACGUCAGAUUUCACGCUCUAAUUCGCCUCAAAAACGUCAAAGUCCGAAAUCGAAAAGUCGUCGUUCGAAAGAUAGACGAUCGAGAUCAAGAUCACGUUCAAAAUCACCUGUAAAACGAAAGCCAUCCCCAGCGGCAGUAAGAAAUUCCAAAAACACAACUUCAUCUCCCUAUCGGAAGCGUUCAAGCUCGCUACACUCUAAUCCACAUACACCUGUCAAUGGGCAUGAAGACAAUGGACCUGCUAAAAAGCGCGACACUAAAAAGCGUACUCCCUCCCCGAAUCAUAGUGAAAGCUCUCGUGUAUCUGAUGGUGACCAAAGGGCCCCGGCACGCAAAUUAUCUAAAGGCCGUUCUCGUACAAGGUCCGCUAGUAAAAGAUCAGCAAGAGGUGCUGUGUCUUCACGUUCACGUUCACGUUCAAGAUCUUCUUCCCGUUCGUCAAGAGCUUCUGAACGUUUAAAUAAAAAAGCUGUACGUCGAUCUAGCUCACGAAACACCAGUCUUUCGCCAUCGCCUGAGCGUAAAGAGGACUUUGAGAUACGACGUAACAAGAACAGCGUUCAAAAGAAGCGACAUUACCGGCAUAAUCGUGAUUCUUCAGCGAGCUCCAUGGAUAGGGAACGUGACCGUGAGCGCGACCGAGACGGUGGGCGAAGAAUGAUGGCGGACAAUAGAGGCAGACGAGGAGACAUGCCUGGCCGACGAUUCUCACCACAUAAUCGUAGUCCGCGAAAUGAUGGUGGUGGCGGCGGUGGACGCAAUCAACGUUCUCGAUCUCGUCGCCGUUCAAAAUCUCGUAAUCGUUCUAGAUCACGAAAUCGAUCACGUUCUCCUAUGCGACGUUCGCGUUCUCCUCGACGUUUUAAUAGACGCCGCUCUCCAAUGAUGCACUUUCGUGGUCGAGGUGGAGGAAAUAAUCGUGGUCGUAUGAACUUCUGGCGCCGCAGUCCGAGCAGAGGUCGCGGUGGCGGAGGAGGAGGUAUGGGUGGUCCUGGUGGACGCUUUGAUCGCCGUUUCUCACCACAGCGCAGAUACUCGCGCGAACGUGAUCGCGAUCGCCGUAUGUCACCGAUGCAAAAUCAAUUCCGCAAAUUUUCUCCGCAACGGCGAUUCUCUCCUCCCCAAAAUAUGCAGUACCAAAGAAGGUCAAGAGAACGAAGAUUUAGUCCAGCUCCACGCGAUCGCCGACCAUCCUCUCCAAUGCGUGACAACUCUCGUGAUCGAGGUGGAGGAAACAAUUUCGGUCGGUGGGAUCAAAAUAACCGCAAUGUUCAAAAACCAAAAGCCAGAGCCUCAUCAGAGAGUUCGAAUUGGGAGGUAGACGAUGAACCUGUCAAAGAAGCAGCGAACCGUCAGCCCAGCACAACUAAACAAACUAGUCCAAUUAAAAACAACGGAGACCGUUCAAGAAGUCUCAUACGGUCCCGCGAUAGAAGCGGUCGGGAUUCCAGUCAGUCUUCGGAAAGAAUUUCAAAAGCUCGUGAAAAUUCAGGACGACGAUCAUCUGUUGAAUAUGCAGGUCCCUCGGUCAAAACCAUUGACUUAUCCAAAGAAGAGCGUGGUGAAAAUCGUAAAGCAAAGGUGGAUGCAAAUCAAAGUGAAUCUCACCAAGUAAAGAAGCAAGCUCCGCUGACUGUAGCCGCUGCCGCUACUACUGGUUCAAAUUUACGCAACGAGAAGUUACGUGAUCGAUACAGUUCGAGCUUGUCUCGCACACCGUCACCAUUUUUGAAGCCUCACGAACGUGAAAAACUUCAGAAAAAUGCGCUAAAGAAAUCGCAAGAGAAGAAGCCACAAAAGAACCGUAAAGAAAGCUAUACCUCGUCUUCAGAUAGCUCCGGCGAUAGUGAUGACAGUGAAGAUGAGGAGGAGCGUAUUGCAGUUGAAAAGACAAGAGUGUCUGAAUUGCGUACCAAAUCUAAAAGACGAAAGUCAGUAACAAGUGAAGACGAAUCUGACGAUGAUAGUGAAGAUGACCAAGCUAAGAAAAAGUUGAAUUCUAAAGGAUCAAGCAAAGCUCAGAUAUCGGCAGAAUUACCAUCAAGUGGCAAGGCUGGGCGCAAAGAAAAGAAUACACACGCGGAAGAGAAUCGAGAAGAGCGGAAUUCUGUUGAAGUGCAAAACAACCGCGGUAAAGGCAAAUAUGUAAACGAAGUACCAGAAGUAGCGGUUCAAAGUAGUUCGAAAGCACAUAAAAAAAUAGUGGUCGAGAAACAUGCCCCAAGGGAUAACGAUUCAUCCAAUUCAAGCGAUGAUUCCGAAAAGGAACAGUCAGAAAGCAAAACAGCUAGCUCGAAAUCGAAACAAACCGCUUCUCGUAAACGUGCAGUUUCUAUUUCUGGUUUGAAAAAAUCUAAGCGCGAAUCAUCGGAUUCAGAUGAUGAACAAGUUUCAAAGAAGAAACGAAAGAAGGCAAAGAAAACAUCAAAACGUAAUUCAGACGAUGAUAGUUCUUCGGAUUCCGAAGCUGAGGCAAUGUCGAAAAAGAAAAAGCAUAAGAAGCAUAAAAAACACACCAAGAAGAGUAAGAAACACAAGAAACAUAAGAAGAAGAACAAAAAGGCUGAUAGCUCUUCAAGCAGUGACGAGGAAGAUGAAGUCCGCGAACGUACCGGCAAGUCUACAUCAGCAUCUUUACUUCUAGGAGGAGUAAAUGAAGAUUUGGAGAAGCAGUUACGUGAAAGGGCUUUAAAAUCAAUGAAAAAGAACGAGUAAAGACCUGAAUUAACAAUGGUAGACAGACAUGUGCAGGAACGACUGGAUAAUGUGUAUGCUCCACAUUUUAUCAUUUUCCCUGAAUUAUUUUUUUGUACUCCACAAAAUAAUUUAGUUUGUAACCCACACAAUUAUUAAUACUAUAACUUUAGGUAAGUAGGACUUUUGGAGACACCACCCCCAAUAAGAUCUAAUUUUCAAAACGAAUCCUACUUGCGUUAAAAAUCUUGAAAUUUGUUUUGAAAAACAAUUCAUCAUCGCAUGCUAAGAAAUUUGUAACAUACAUACAUGCCUACUUUUAAUAUAGCUGCAGAAUGAGCAAUUGGAAAAGAUUUGGGUAUAAUUGCUGAACAGAAACAGCAAACAAUACAAUAUUUAAUUGCUACAUACAAGAUUUUACAUUCUGUUGAGAGUUGUCAACAUUUAAUUGAUUGAUUUGAAGUUUAGGUUCUAUUAUUUAAGUAGAUUAUAUAUUAUAUAAUGCAUUCACGUUUGUCAACUCAAAGAAACAAACAAAUAAACAUAACUACUACGGAAAAAUGUU
Molecule: messenger RNA, 4776 nt
Organism: Bactrocera dorsalis (oriental fruit fly)
Lineage: Eukaryota; Metazoa; Arthropoda; Insecta; Diptera; Tephritidae
Gene: Srrm1
Product: serine/arginine repetitive matrix protein 1
Exons: 5
Coding region: 489-4232 (1247 amino acids)
Biological process (GO): mRNA processing; regulation of mRNA splicing, via spliceosome
Cellular component (GO): spliceosomal complex
Molecular function (GO): RNA binding
Source: RefSeq, a predicted model, not a curated record